AUGGCUCCCGGGAAUAUCAACGUCUUUGUAACAACCUUCUCAGGCUUAGGCCUACCUCCUACUCUAUCUCUUCCCAUACCCCCAACCACAACUCUUUCAGACCUUCACCAUCGCAUCGAGGAUCGAUUACCGCAAAUUGAUUCGCGACUUAUUUUGACUACCGUAUCAAACAAACAAAUCCUCUCCAAUUCUAGAGAUCUGGUUUCUACUCUCUGCGACUCCGAUGAUGCAUUCUUGUCUCUACGAUUGUCAAUCCCGCUAUGCGGUGGCAAAGGUGGAUUCGGCUCUCAGCUCCGAGCAGCUGGUGGCCGGAUGUCUUCGAAAAAGAAGAGGAACCGCGGCGACGAAAACGCAUCCAGCAGAAAUCUAGAUGGGCGCCGAAUAAGAACAGUCAAUGAGGCUAAGGCAUUAGCUGAAUACCUAGCUAUCAAACCCGAGAUGGAGCAGAAGGAGAAGGAAAAGCGACGCGCGCGCUGGCAGCAGAUUGUCGAUGCCGCGGAUGAGAAGGAGCACGAGAUUAAGAACAGCACGAAGGGCCGCUUAGAUGGCAAGUGGGUUGAGGACAAGGAAGAAGCUAGCGAGCGAACGCGCGAGGCAGUUCUCGCUGCUAUAAAAGCAGGAAACUUCAAGGAUAAUCUGCUCGGCACAUCGCACGGCUCUGCCUCUCCAGAGGAAAUGGACGAAGACUCGAGCGAAGGAGAAGAUUCUGAGGAGUCAAGCGGCUCGAAGGCACCAGCUCCGCCGACGAAUGCCAAGUCAAAGAAUACCACGUCAAAGAAGCCCGUCACGAGAGCGUUCGCCGGAUUUGACGAAGAUGACGAGUUUAUGAGUUCUUCAGAUGAGGACGAGGAGAAGAAAUAA
This is a messenger RNA of Daldinia childiae, 861 nucleotides long. Its product is annotated as Telomere maintenance protein SDE2. Gene Ontology annotation, cellular component: nucleus. The transcript has a single exon. Lineage: Eukaryota; Fungi; Ascomycota; Sordariomycetes; Xylariales; Hypoxylaceae. Bases 1 to 861 code for a protein of 286 amino acids. The record is from RefSeq and is a predicted model, not a curated record.